AUGGUAUCUAAUCUGUACGGAGUUCCUACUGUAAAACUUUUGGGUGUACGAGAAAUGCCUAUGAUAGGCCUUGGUACUUAUGCGAGGAAGGCUGAACCUGGCCAGUUCAGACAGGCAGUAGAAUGGGGCAUAGAAGCUGGAUACCGACUCAUAGACACAGCAUCUUUUUAUAAUAAUGAAGUGGAAGUGGGCCAAGGAAUCAACAACAAAAUCAAAGAAGGUCUUGUAACACGAGAAGAAAUCUUUGUAACUACCAAGCUCUGGAAUGAUCGCCAUGCUGAAAAUCAAGUAGUUGAAUCAUUGAAGGAGUCACUAGCUAGGUUGAACCUAGAUUAUGUUGAUUUAUACUUAGUGCACUGGCCAGUCUCAACAAAUAGUAAAGGUGAAGACACAGAAAUUGAUUAUAUGGAGACCUGGCGAGGUAUGGAAAAGUGUUGCCAGUUGGGACUGACCAAGGGUAUUGGAGUAUCCAACUUCAACGAGGAGCAACUUGUAAGAGUGUUUGAGAAUUCUACUAUUCUACCUGAAGUCAAUCAGAUUGAGAUAAACCCGACGUUAAUUCAAAGCGAAAUGGUGCGUCUUUGUGGAGAUCUUGGAAUAAUACCAGUUGCAUACACACCUUUGGGUCUCAUAUCGGAAGCCAGACCUGAGUUUAUUGGAAAGGAUAUAAUUAAAACCGAUCCUGGACUUGGAGAGCUUGCUGAGAAAUAUAAUAAGACACGCGCUCAAAUUGCUUUGAGAUAUUUAACGCAACGUGGAAUACCAGUAAUACCGAAAUCAUUUACAAAAUCUCGAAUUAUAGAGAACUUCGAUAUAUUUGAUUUUGAACUAUCAGCGAAGGAGAUGGACUUUGUAAGUAGCUUCAAUAUCAAUCAUAGAUGUGUACCGGCUACUGCUUUCAAAGGACUGAAGAAUUAUCCAUUUUAA
This is a messenger RNA of Spodoptera littoralis (African cotton leafworm), 927 nucleotides long. Lineage: Eukaryota; Metazoa; Arthropoda; Insecta; Lepidoptera; Noctuidae. The record is from the annotation of a GenBank genome assembly.